Sebastes umbrosus (honeycomb rockfish) is the source of this 4383-nucleotide messenger RNA. Its product is annotated as zinc finger E-box-binding homeobox 2-like. Gene Ontology annotation, molecular function: RNA polymerase II cis-regulatory region sequence-specific DNA binding; DNA-binding transcription factor activity, RNA polymerase II-specific. The record is from RefSeq and is a predicted model, not a curated record. Gene Ontology annotation, biological process: regulation of transcription by RNA polymerase II; anatomical structure development. The transcript is spliced from 9 exons. The annotation marks the transcript as partial. Lineage: Eukaryota; Metazoa; Chordata; Actinopteri; Perciformes; Sebastidae.
AUAAAUAAAUCUCUGGUCAUUUUCACUAAUUCUUGUUUUUCUUCUUCUUCUGUUUUUCCGGUGCGGUUCUGCUGCUUCGACCUGAACAAACUGGUCGUGUUAAAAGCAGUGCUGAACUAUGAGAAUGUGGUGGAGACGGGUUCAGAGACGGACGAGGACGACAGGACUCUGGUCUCUGAGGAGGACGGCCUCGCUAACGGAGGAGGAGGAGGAGGAGGAGAGGAUGAAGAGCCUGGCAGCCCGGCCAGCGUGCCCCCUCUGGAGGCAUCGCCCCGGGUCGCCCACGCCCUGCUGUCCUACCGGGACCAGGAGGACUCCGAGGGACCCCAGAACCACCAUCACUGCUGGAGACUCGGAGACGACACCAAUGGACACCUGAACGCCGCCGCAGAUGACAGGAAGGAGGAGUAUGAAGCUGUCGGUCCGGAGGCGUCUCUUCAUGCUGUGCCAAACGGGAAGCGACCGGACGGCGCCUCGGAGCUGGACGAGUACUUCCUGAAACGUAAGCUGGAGGGAGACGGUCACCCGGCAACCAUCGCCGAGUACCUGCAGCGCAGCGACACCGCCAUAAUUUACCCAGAAGCCCCGGAGGAAGUGACGCGACUGGGCACGCCCGAGGCCGUCGGUCAGGAUGAGAGCGAGCACGACCUGCUGUCCGGUACACCUGAUGACUUCGCCCAGCUGCUCACCUGUCCGUACUGCGACCGCGGCUACAAGCGUCUGACGUCUCUGAAGGAACACAUCAAAUAUCGCCACGAGAGGAACGAGGAGAGCUUCGCCUGCCCGCUGUGUGCCGACACCUUCGGCCACCGCACGCAGCUGGAGCGUCACAUGACCACGCACAAGCCCUCCAGAGACCAGCCGCCGCCGCCGCUCAGUGAAGGAGCUGCAAACCGCAAGUUCAAGUGCAGCGAGUGUGGAAAAGCCUUCAAAUACAAACAUCACCUGAAGGAGCAUCUUCGUAUUCACAGCGGUGAAAAGCCGUACGAGUGCUCCAACUGCAAGAAGCGGUUCUCCCACUCCGGCUCCUAUAGUUCCCACAUCAGCAGCAAGAAAUGCAUCGGCCUGAUCGCCAUCAACGGACGAGUACGCAACGGAAACAACGGCAAGCCCGGCUCCUCCCCCAACUCCACGACCUCAUCGCCUGGAAGCCCCGCCCUCGCUCAGCUCCGCCACAAACUGGAGAACGGGCGACCGCUCGGCCCUCCGGACCAGCAGGGUCAGCUUGACAUCAAGGCCGAGCCGAUGGACUUCAACGAGUACCGGCUGCUGAUGGCCUCUCAGCACGGGUUCGGAGGAUCAGGGGUCUACCUGAAUGGCCGCGGUGGAAGCCCCCUGGGCAUCCACAGCUCCUCCCAGAGCCCCCUUCAACACCUGGGAGGCAUGGGACUGGACCUCCCCCUGCUGGGCUUCUCUGGUUCUCUGGGGAACAACCUGAGCGAGGUGCAGAAGGUGCUUCAGAUUGUGGACAAUACGGUGUGCAGGCAGAAGAUGGACGGGAACCCGGAGGAGAUCUCCAAGCUCAGGGCCUACAUGAAGGAGCUGGGGGCCCAGAUGGAGGAGCAGAGGCUUGCCCAGGCCGGCUUCCAGGUGGUGGGCCACGGCAGUCCCACAAAGAGCAUCAUUGACUACACGCUGGAGAAGGUCAACGAGGCCAAGAGUCUGAUCGACGACUCCAAGAGGCAAGCGGACAUCAAGACGGAGAAGUUGAACCACUCAGAUCUCAGCGGUGAGGAGAAAUGUCACGAUGGCCAGAAUCAGUUCCUGCCGUUCUGCUGCCAGUACUGCAAGGAGGCCUUCCCAGGGCCCAUCCCUCUGCAUCAACACGAGCGCUACCUGUGUAAAAUGAACGAGGAGAUCAAGGCAGUCCUGCAGCCGGCGGACAGCGGUCUACGCCGGGGGUCAGUACCCUCUGAGCUGACCAGUACUGAGCGGGCCACCAGCCCUAUCAACCCCUUCAAGGACCACGUCUCAGUGCUCAAGGCCUACCUUGCCAUGAACACUGAGCCCAACUCAGAGGAACUGCUCAAGAUCUCCAUCGCUGUCGGCCUUCCUCAAGAGUUCGUCAAGGAGUGGUUUUCUCAGUGGAAGAGCCAAAACGGCCACGGAGGCAGUCUGAGGAAGAAGUCGCCCCCCCCUGACCGCAGUGGAGCGGACGUCUUUAGCCGGUCACCGAUGUCUCUUCCUACCGUAGAUUUACACAGAGGCUUCACUAACGGCGACGCCACCCACAGACUCACGAAGGCCAACCAGUUUACAGCCAACAGGCAGACGACAGGAGACAAACCACUAGACCCCUUGGACCACUUGAGGAGCGACACUCCGUCGCCCCUCAACCUUUCUUCCACUUCCUCCAAAAACUCUCAGAGUAGCUCUUACACUCCGAACAGCUUAGCUUCUGAGGAUGCUCACGGGGAUAUACCGCUGGAUCUGUCGCUGCCCAAACACCUGGCCCAGAGGCUCCUGUCUGUGAGAGACAAGCGACCCAGGCACAACAGUUUUAUCAUCGAUCGCAACGGCGAGGUGCUAGGACGAGACCAUGUGUCCUCCGGACCCUUCGAUCUGGUCAACAUCAAGAAGGAGGUCCUGGGCCAUGACGGCGGAGGGAGCACCAGUCCCCUCUUUGGGAUCAAUCCCUUCGCCGGUGGUCCCGUCUACACCUCUCUGCCACCUCACGGAGCAUUUCCUCCGCCCACCUUCAUGUCUCCGGCCCAGGCAUCCAUCCCGGGCCUCAGGCCCUACCCGGGCCUCGACCCCAUGAGCUUCCUUCCCCACAUGGGCUACACCUACGCCACCGGGGCAGCCACGUUCGCUGAAAUGCAGCAGAGGAGAAAGUACCAACGGAAACCAGGUUUCCAGGGGGAGCUGCUGGACGGGACGGCGGACUAUCUGUCAGGCCUGGACGACCUGACAGACAGCGAUUCGCUGCUGUCCAGGAAGAAGAUGAAGAAGACUGAAAGUGGUAUGUACGCGUGUGACUUGUGCGACAAAACAUUCCAGAAGACCAGUUCCCUCCUAAGACACAAAUAUGAGCACACAGGGAAGCGUCCUCACCAGUGUCAGAUCUGUAAGAAGGCCUUCAAACACAAACACCAUCUGAUCGAACACUCGCGCCUCCACUCCGGAGAGAAACCGUACCAGUGUGACAAGUGUGGCAAACGCUUCUCUCACUCGGGAUCGUACUCGCAGCACAUGAACCACCGCUACUCCUACUGCAAGAGGGAGGCCGAGGAGCGCGAGGCGGCUGAGAGGGAGGCAAGGGACAAGGGAGGAGGAGGAGGAGGAAGAGGAGCCGCCGCCGCCGCUGCCGCCGGCCUUGAGCCCACCGAACUGCUGAUGAGGAGGGCCUACCUGCAGGGACUCGGGCCGCUCGGAUACUCGGACCCUGAGGACCAGCAGGAGGACGGCGGUGGCGGCGGCGGUACGAUCCUGAGGGACAGCAGCGAGGAAGGAGGAGGACGGGAGGAGAAGGAAGUGGACGACAAAAUGUUCGAGGAGGUGACAGAUAGACGGGAUGCAAGUUUCAGGGAAGUAGAGGAGGAAGAGGAGGAGGAGGAGGGCGACAGCAGGAGCCAGAUGGACUCGACGAGGGACGACGAGGGCAAAGACACGACGCCGCUGAUGGACGAGAGUUCACGAGAAGGGAAGACAGACGGCAGGUCGGACCAGGAGGACUGAUCCUCAGAGACAAAGAGCUUUGAACAUUUUAACAUGCUGGCUUCAGUUUCAGACAACAUGCUUUUAUUUUGAAGGGACUGUACACAGAUGAUUGGGGGGGGGGGGAUUUAAACUUUAUUCCAAGUUUCCCUCCGACGAUUAUUUAAACAUGUUUCAGCUGACCUGUGAUCAGCUCGUCUCCACGGUAACAACAGGAACCAGUGACGUAGAUUCAUCAGGUUCUAUCUGACUAAUCUUUGACAACUUAUCAACACGUCAUUAUUAACUAAAACAUCUAACGAGGUUCUACAUGUGAAACAUUAUGAAAGACUGAGAGUCAGUGUCUAUUUAGAAACGCUUCUCCGAUAUUGUCCGAGUCUCUUUCCGACUGACUUCACUGAAGGAUAGUUAACUAUAGACAUCCACAGAUUUAUACGCCCUCAGUUUAUCUUUACAGCGCUGCCUUUGGCCACGUUAAUAACAGAGAACGUUAAUAACAGAGAACGUUAGGGUUCUGCAGGUAGAACCUGAUGAGUCAAAUGUCACUAAAUGUUUGGUAUAACGUUCAGAUAUGUGAAGUGGAACAUUAGUGAAGUGGAACAUGACGAGCUGUGAGUUCUCUAAUAAAGAGAAUAUUAAUAACCUUGAGGGGGGGGGGGGUGAUUUGCGUACAGUCCCUAACGGAGAGGAACAUGUUGAUGCCAACAUCCCGUCAUGAAGCCGGGG